AAGAGCUUGAGCUUUACUUCGAGUGGCCAUCUGUGAUAACGUCACACGACUCUCCGCAGGAUCAAGGCUGUCCUUGGUCGUAUGCCAACGGCCAAAUUUGUCACGAUUUUGACGGAGGAACUAAAAAUUCCCCGCAUAAAACCGGCACCUCUGAGCCGCGGUACUUGACCUACAUGGUAACAUCAUAUCGAUCGUCGCUGAUUGAUAUAACUUCAAUACUCGUUCUCUUCUGUUCAUAUUUGAUAUCCCUCACUCGCUAGCCUGAAUAUUGACGACCAGUCCAUAUCAUGUCUAAAAACACUCCCAACCCAGUAGCUUACACUUACGGUCCACCACCGACAGGCUCAACAGCACACUCCAUCCCACACCCGGAACCCAUCUCAGCGGCAACAUACCACAUAGCCGGCAUCCUAACCACAGUUUUCGGGCUCAACGAACUUCCACAGGGCACAACCGACGUCGCCGUCCUAUGGCUGUUGCACCCUCGUCUCCAGACGCAGAAAUGCAUGGCGCCCUUCGCCGCCCAUCUGAUCACAGAAUGGAACGAUCAUCCCUCACAAUCCCGAGGGCCCAAGAAGGGACUUGUCGCAGUCUCCUUUGACCAGCGCAAUCACGGCACCCGCGAAGUCUCCGCAAUCGCCAACGAGGCCUGGCGCAGCGGCAACGAGCGCCACGCCCAAGACAUGUUCUCAUGUUACGCGGGCACCGCGCUCGACACAUCUUUACUGCUGGACUAUCUAUCAGGCUAUAUCUUCCCUCACUCCGAGCGUCGCAUCGUGCAGAAUCUGGUCAUGGGUAUUUCACUCGGCGGCCAUGCAGCGUGGCACUGCGUCAUGCAAGACCCCAGGAUCACCGCGGCGAUCGUGACCAUCGGAUGCCCGGAUUACAGUCGAUUAAUGGCCGACCGUGCCCGACUAUCUAAACGACGGACAUGGCUCGACACUCAAGGGCGAGAGUUCUUGGGUUCAUCAGAUUUUCCACCCGCGCUGGUCGAGGCUGUCCGGAAAUCCGACCCGGCGGGACUGCUGUGGAGUGGCAGUGGCCUCAGUAGACGGCCGGGCCAGGAACAUCUGCAUGACGAGAUCACUUCGGAGGAGAAAGCGAAAAUCAUGCCCACGAUGGUGCGAUGCUUUGGAAAUAAACGCAUUCUAAAUCUCUCGGGUGGGAGCGACAAGUUGGUGAACUAUAGCCACAGCAAGCCGUUUCUGGACUGGUUGAAAAAAUCCAUCGGCAAGGGCGGCUGGUUUGAAGGUGGAGGCUUGUAUCUGGAAGAUAUUGUCUACGACGGCGUCGGACACGACGUGCCUCCUGCCAUGGUGGAACCCAUGGUAAAGUUUGUCAAUGCGACGCUCGACAGUGACCAGCACAUGACGCAGUCUAAGCUGGGUAGCAAGAUAUAGAGCGCAAGGUAAGGACGAGUAGCAAACCCAAUGUACAAGUCAAAAGACGGUGUAGACUCCAAGUGGGAUCUCUAUCUCACUAUUGAUGCUAUCUAGGCAUUACCUGUACACGUUCGAGCUCUUCGUACCUCAUACAAGAUCUCUGCCUUCUCUGUUCCGAGG
Exophiala viscosa is the source of this 1562-nucleotide messenger RNA. Its product is annotated as Alpha/Beta hydrolase protein. The record is from RefSeq and is a predicted model, not a curated record. Bases 288 to 1400 code for a protein of 370 amino acids. NCBI's taxonomy places the organism in Eukaryota, Fungi, Ascomycota, Eurotiomycetes, Chaetothyriales, Herpotrichiellaceae. The transcript has 2 exons.